CGGCCCCCCGCCCCAGCCCCGGAGGGAGCUCAUGGGAGUAUGAAGGAGAUGGUAGGAGGCUGCUGCGUAUGUUCGGACGAGAGGGGCUGGGCCGAGAACCCGCUGGUCUACUGCGAUGGGCACGCGUGCAGCGUGGCCGUCCACCAAGCUUGCUAUGGCAUCGUUCAGGUGCCAACGGGACCUUGGUUCUGCCGGAAAUGUGAAUCUCAGGAGCGAGCAGCCAGGGUGAGAUGUGAGCUGUGCCCACACAAAGAUGGGGCAUUGAAGAGGACUGACAAUGGAGGCUGGGCCCAUGUGGUGUGUGCCCUCUACAUCCCGGAGGUGCAGUUUGCCAACGUGCUCACCAUGGAGCCCAUUGUGCUGCAGUACGUGCCUCAUGAUCGCUUCAACAAGACCUGUUACAUCUGCGAGGAGCAGGGCCGGGAGAGCAAGGCAGCCUCGGGAGCCUGCAUGACCUGUAACCGCCAUGGCUGUCGACAGGCUUUCCAUGUCACCUGUGCCCAGAUGGCAGGUCUACUGUGUGAGGAAGAAGUGCUGGAAGUGGACAAUGUCAAGUACUGUGGCUACUGCAAAUACCACUUUAGCAAGAUGAAGACAUCCCGGCAUACCAGCGGGGCAGGUGGAGCAGGAGGAGGAACCGGCGGAGGUGGCGGCAGCGGCGGCAGCGGAGGUGGUGGCGGUGGCGGUGGCACCGGUGGCAGUGGUGGCAGCGGCACUGGUACAGCGGGGAGCGGCGGCAGCGGCAGCUUUCUCACUGGCCGAAGAAGCCGAUCAGCCUCACCGUCCACCCAGCAGGAGAAGCACCCUACCCGCCAUGAGAGGGGCCAGAAGAAGAGUCGAAAGGACAAGGAACGCCUUAAACAGAAGCACAAGAAGCGGCCUGAGUCCCCCUCCAGCAUCCUUACCCCGCCUGUGGUCCCCACCGCUGACAAGGUCUCCUCUUCGGCUUCUUCCUCCUCCCACCAUGAGCCCAGCACUCAGGAGACCUCCGACGGCAGCAGGGACUCCAAGGGGAAAAAGUCUUCCAGCCAUAGCCUGAGUCAUAAGGGGAAGAAACUGAGCAGUGGGAAAGGUGUGAGCAGUUUCACCUCUGCCUCUUCCUCCUCCUCCUCCUCCUCUGGGGGCCCCUUCCAGCCUGCAGCAGGCUCAUCCCUACAGAGCUCCCCCGACUUCUCCGCCUUCCCCAAACUGGAGCAGCCAGAGGAUGACAAGCACUCCAAGCCCACGGCCACCACGCCGCCAGCUCCGAUCUCCCCACCAGCCCCUGAGCCACCCAAGGCUGACCUCUUUGAACAGAAGGUGGUCUUCUCUGGCUUUGGGCCCAUCAUGCGCUUCUCUACCACCACCUCCAGCUCGAGCCGGACCCGGGCGCCCUCCCCUGGGGACUAUAAGUCUCCCCAUGUCUCAGUGUCUGGGACCUCAGCAGGCACCCACAAGCGGAUGCCUGCACUGAGUGCCACCUUUGCACCUGCUGAGGAGACUCCGGAAACGGGCAUGAAGGAGAAGAAGCACAAAGCCAGCAAGAGGAGUCGACAUGGGCCAGGCCGUCCCAAGGGCAGCCGCAACAAGGAGGGGGCUGGAGGCCCUGCUGCCCCCUCCUUGCCUGGGGCCCAUCUGGCUGGCUUUACUGCCACUGCAGCGUCACCCUUUUCUGGAGGGUCCUUGGUCAGCUCUGGCCUGGGAGGUCUGGCCUCCCGAACAUUUGGGCCUUCCGGAAGUUUGCCCAGCCUGAGUCUGGAGUCCCCUCUGUUGGGAGCAGGCAUCUACACCAGUAAUAAAGACCCCAUCUCCCAUGGCAGUGGGAUGUUGCGGGCUGUCUGCAGCACCCCACUCUCCUCCAGCCUGCUGGGGCCCCCAGGGACCUCAGCCCUGCCCCGCCUCAGUCGCUCCCCGUUCACCAGCACCCUCCCUUCCUCCUCAACUUCCAUCUCCACCACUCAGGUCUUUUCUCUGGCUGGCUCUACCUUCAGCCUCCCUUCUACCCACAUCUUUGGAACCCCCAUGGGUACUGUCAACCCCCUUCUCACCCAAGCCGAGAGCAGCCACACAGAGCCAGACUUGGAGGACUGUAGCUUUCGGUGUCCAGGAACCUCUCCCCAGGAGAGUCUAUCUUCCAUGUCCCCCAUCAGCAGCCUCCCUGCGCUCUUUGACCAGACAGCUUCUGCACCAUGCGCUGGCGUCCAGUUAGACCCUUCGGCUCCAGGAACGACUAAUAUGGAACAGCUGCUGGAGAAGCAGGGCGACGGGGAGGCUGGUGUCAACAUUGUGGAGAUGCUGAAGGCACUGCACGCCCUGCAGAAGGAGAACCAGAGGCUGCAAGAGCAAAUCCUGAGCCUGACAGCCAAGAAAGAGCGGCUGCAGAUUCUCAACGUGCAGCUGUCCGUACCCUUCCCCGCCCUGCCUGCCGCCCUGCCUGCUACUAAUGGCCCUGUCCCGGGGCCCUACAGCCUGCCUCCCCAAGCUGGCAGCAGUGACUCCCUGAGCACCAGCAAGAGCCCUCCAGGGAAGAACAGCCUCGGACUGGACAACUCCCUGUCCACAUCUUCCGAGGACCCGCACUCAGGCUGCCCGAGCCGCAGCAGCUCUUCGCUGUCCUUCCACAGCACGCCCCCACCGCUGCCCCUGCUCCAGCAGAGCCCUGCCGCUCUGCCCCUGGCCCUGCCUGGGGCCCCUGCCCCGCUCCCGCCCCAGCCGCAGAAUGGGUUGGGCCGGGCACCUGGGGCCGCAGGGCUGGGGGCCAUGCCCAUGGCUGAGGGGCUGUUAGGUGGGCUGGCGGGCAGCGGGGGCCUGCCCCUCAAUGGCCUCCUGGGGGGGUUGAAUGGGGCUGCGGCUCCCAGUCCUGCGGGCUUGAGCCAGGCUGGUGGGGCCCCCACGCUGCAGCUGCCAGCUUGUCUCAACAGCCUGACGGAGCAGCAGAGACACCUCCUUCAGCAGCAAGAACAGCAGCUCCAGCAGCUGCAGCAGCUCCUUGCCUCGCCACAGCUGACCCCGGAGCACCAGACUGUGGUCUACCAGAUGAUCCAGCAGAUCCAGCAGAAGCGGGAGCUGCAGCGGCUGCAGAUGGCUGGGAGCUCCCAGCUGCCCAUGGCCAGCCUGUUGGCAGGAAGCUCUACCCCACUGCUGUCUGCGGGCAACCCUGGCCUGCUGCCCACGGCGUCAGCCCCGCCCUUGCUGCCCGCUGGAGCCCUGGUGGCCCCCUCGCUCAGCAGCAACCCAAGUCUCAUGGCUGCGGCAGCAGCAGCAGCAGCGGUAGCAGCAGCGGGUGGGCCUCCAGUCCUCACUGCUCAGACCAACCCGUUCCUCAGCCUUCCAGGGGCAGAUGCCAGUGGGAAUGGCCCCAAAGGAGGGACCGCUGACAAAGGAGCCUCAGCCAGCCAGGAAAAAGGCUAACUCCAUCAUUCCCCUGCUGACCCCUACAUGGCUAAGGGGACUUGCCUGGAGCCGGCACCUGGGCCUAGACACUGGAGAGCCCGGCCCAGAGCCUGUGCUGAUCCCAAGGGAGUCUGUUGGGGAGCUCCCAGUGCCAGGGAGAGACUCAAGGGUAUUCCUUCCAUCCAGCCCUUCCUUCUCCACACCAUUGCUGGGUGGAUAGGCUCCAAGCCUUCCUAGGAGCCCCCACCCUCAGCAGAUGUCUUAGGGGCCUCCCAGUGAGCAGAGUGGGCCAUGGCAUAUGUGGGAAGUCGAUCAGACCUGCCACAUAAAAUGGAUCAGCACUUGAAUGGGGAAAAUGGGAACGGGCCCUGGGCCUGGCCCUGUGAGGAAAUCCUUUAUGGAAGAAGGGCUGGCCCCACUUGACCUUCAGUUUCUUCCCAUCCUGGGCAGAUGGCAGAAGGGAUCCCUUUUGACUGUUACUCACCGUCCCUUCCCCCAUGAAGGGUCACAAGCUGAGCUUGUAAAAGCCCACAGAUAUGGGUGGCUGAGGACGAGCAGGACAGUAACCCUUUGGGUCCCAUGAUGAGGCUCGUGGGGAGGCCCGUGCCAUCCUUGGUGCCCUGCCCCUUUUUGCACUAUUGGCUUGAGGAGUGCCGAGGGUGGGGAGAGGGAGCUGCCUGACUCCACAGAGCGUGAGUGUGUGUGUGUGUGUGUGUGUGUGUGUGCGCGCGC
Molecule: messenger RNA, 4104 nt
Organism: Jaculus jaculus (lesser Egyptian jerboa)
Lineage: Eukaryota; Metazoa; Chordata; Mammalia; Rodentia; Dipodidae
Gene: Mllt6
Product: MLLT6, PHD finger containing
Exons: 20
Coding region: 40-3390 (1116 amino acids)
Biological process (GO): regulation of transcription by RNA polymerase II
Cellular component (GO): nucleus
Molecular function (GO): histone binding; nucleosome binding
Source: RefSeq, a predicted model, not a curated record